Molecule: messenger RNA, 295 nt
Organism: Staurois parvus
Lineage: Eukaryota; Metazoa; Chordata; Amphibia; Anura; Ranidae
Source: the annotation of a GenBank genome assembly
CAUAGGCCUCUGUAUGUGCCUUCAAUUUAAGCUGCUUACGCUUCGCCACUCUUGCCAUGGGCCCCUGUUACCGCCUCCUCUUGCUGCUGCCAGGUCCAGAGUGUGUCGUGGGUCCCUGCACGGCCUCCCAUUUGCUGGUCUCACUCACACUGAUGGGUGCUGGGCAGAUUACGGGCCUCCCAUUGCUGCUGCCAGGCCCGUAAUCUGCCAUGGGACCCCCGUACAGACCUCCUCAUUCUGCUGCCAGGCCCGUAAUCUGUACAUUGGGCCCCUGUACCGCCUCCUCAUGCUGCUG